AUGAAAGUUGCAGCCCUUUUGGUCUGCGUAAUAUCUUUAGUCGGCGGGGCAGAAAUACAGCUAAAUGGAAAUGGAUGCCCGAUAGACUACACAAUUGAAAAACUAUAUAGACAUCCGGAAUGCAAUAAAUACUACCAGUGUUUACACGGUUCUCUAGAAGAACGAAUAUGUCCAGACGGUCUCUUAUUUAAUGGGAAUAAAAAUGUUUGCGAUUGGCCUGUAAAUGUCAACUGCGAAAAGGAAGCCGAAGAAUUCCUAUUGAAAUCUUGUAAAUGCAAACCAAAAGAUGCACGUGCUAUAUGCGCAAAAAAAGGCUCUGACGGUUUACUUGUUGCCCACGAACAUUGCGAUAAGUUUUAUAAAUGCUCUAAUGGUAAGAACGUUUCCAUGAAUUGCCCACCAGGAUUGUUAUAUAAUCCUGUUGAGAGCGUGUGCGAUUACGCCAGCAACGUUAAGUGCGGUGAUCGAGUCAUUCCAAGCCCAGAUGAAAAUAAGCCAGAGGACGAAAACGAUAAUAGUGAUAACAACAACAAUAAUGACGAUAAUAACGGAGGGGACAACAAUGGUCCUUGUAAUUGUGUUCCAGAUGAAGCACCUGCUAUUUGCGGUAAAGCUGGAUCAGAUGGGGUUCUAGUUGCACAUGAACAUUGUAACAAGUUUUACAAAUGCUCUCACGGCAGGAAUGUUUCAAUGAGCUGUCCCUCAGGUUUGUUAUACAAUCCUUACAAAGGAUGGUGCGACUACCCCAGCAACGUUGAAUGUGGUGAUCGAGUAAUUCCAGACCCAGAAGAAGACAAGCCAGAUAACGGAGAUAAUAAUAAUGGCAAUGACGAUAAUAACGGAGCUGACGACGAUAAACCUUGCAACUGUGAUCCUGACAAAGCACCCGCCAUUUGCGGUGAACCUAGAUCAGAUGGGGUUCUUAUCGCUCAUGAACACUGUGACAAGUUUUACAAAUGCGCCAACGGCAAGAAUGUUCCCAUGAAUUGCCCGGCUGGUUUGUUCUACAAUCCUCACAAACAAGUGUGCGACUAUCCCAGCAACGUUGAAUGUGGUGACCGAGUUAAUCCAAACCCAGGUAACGACGAUGAUGACUGUGAUGACGAUAACAACGGAGGUGACGACAAUGGACCUUGCAACUGUGAUCCUGAUAAAGCACCCGUCAUUUGCGGUGAACCUGGAUCUGAGGGGGUUCUUGUCGCACAUGAACAUUGUGACAAGUUCUACAAAUGCUUUAACGGCAAAAACGUUUCCAUGAACUGCCCGGCAGGUUUGUUAUACAAUCCUCACAAAGGAUGGUGCGACUAUCCCAGCAACGUUAAGUGUGGAGAUCGAGUAAUUCCAGACCCCGAAGAUGAAAAGCCAGAUAACGAAGAUGAAGACUGUGAUGACGACAACGGAAAUGACGAUAACAACGGAGGUGAUGACAAUGGACCUUGCAACUGUGAUCCUGAUGAAGCACCCGCCAUUUGCGGUAAACCUGGAUCAAAUGGGGUUCUUAUCGCACAUGAACACUGUGACAAGUUUUACCAAUGCGCCAACGGCAAGAACGUUACCAUGAACUGUCCGGCUGGUUUGUUAUUCAAUCCCUACAAACAAGUGUGCGACUAUCCCAGCAACGUUAAGUGUGGAGAUCGAAUAAUUCCAGACCCCGAAGAUGAAAAGCCAGAUAACGAAGAUGAAGACUGUGAUGACCCCGAAGAUGAAAAGCCAGAUAACGAGGAUGAAGACUGUGAUGACGAUAACAACGGAGGUGAUGACAAUGGACCUUGCAACUGUGAUCCUGAUGAAGCACCCGCCAUUUGCGGCAAACCUGGAUCAGAUGGGGUUCUUAUCGCUCAUGAACACUGUGACAAGUUUUACCAAUGCGCCAACGGCAAGAACGUUACCAUGAACUGUCCGGCUGGUUUGUUAUUCAAUCCCUACAAACAAGUGUGCGACUAUCCCAGCAACGUUAAGUGUGGAGAUCGAAUAAUUCCAGACCCCGAAGAUGAAAAGCCAGAUAACGAAGAUGAAGACUGUGAUGACCCCGAAGAUGAAAAGCCAGAUAACGAGGAUGAAGACUGUGAUGACGAUAACAACGGAGGUGAUGACAAUGGACCUUGCAACUGUGAUCCAGAUGAAGCACCCGCCAUUUGCGGCAAACCUGGAUCAGAUGGGGUUCUUAUCGCUCAUGAACACUGUGACAAGUUUUACCAAUGCGCCAACGGCAAGAACGUUACCAUGAACUGUCCGGCUGGUUUGUUAUUCAAUCCCUACAAACAAGUGUGCGACUAUCCCAGCAACGUUAAGUGUGGAGAUCGAAUAAUUCCAGACCCCGAAGAUGAAAAGCCAGAUAACGAAGAUGAAGACUGUGAUGACCCCGAAGAUGAAAAGCCAGAUAACGAGGAUGAAGACUGUGAUGACGACAAUGGAAAUGACGAUAACAACGGAGGUGACGAUGACGAAUGUAAUUGUGUUCCAGAUGAAGCUCCCAUUAUUUGCGCUAGACCAGGAUCCCAUGGAAAAUUUAUCGCACACAAACAUUGUAAUAAAUUCUACGUGUGCACUAACGGCAGAAAUGUUACCAUGAACUGUCCGGCUGGUUUGUUAUACAAUCCCUACAGACAAGUGUGCGACUAUCCCAGCAACGUUAACUGUGGUGAUCGAAUAAUUCCAGACCCCGAAGAUGAAAAGCCAGAGGAAGAGGAUGAUAACGGAAAUGAUGAUGAUGAAAAUGGACCUUGCAAUUGUAAUCCAGACGAAGCACCUGCUAUUUGCGCCAGACCUGGAUCUGAUGGAGUGUUAAUUGCACAUGAACAUUGUAACAAGUUCUAUCAAUGCGCUCAUGGUAGAAACGUGACCAUGAAUUGCCCAGCAGGAUUGUUGUAUAAUCCUUACAAGAAGUUUUGUGAUUACCCACACAACGUUCAGUGUAACGACCGAAUUAUUCCAGACCCAGAAGAACCAGAUAACGGAAACGAAGAUGAUAAUAAUGGAGAUGAUAAUGAUGGACCAUGUAAUUGUAAUCCAGAGGAAGCGCCUGAAAUAUGCGCUAGGAUUGGGUCCGAUGGAACACUUAUUGCACAUGAAUAUUGUAACAAAUAUUACAUCUGUAUGCACGGCAGGAAUGUGACAAUGAAUUGUCCUGAAGGUUUAUUCUAUAAUCCGUAUAAAAAAUGGUGCGAUUAUUUAAAUAAUGUUAAGUGUGGAGACCGUAUAAACCCCGAACAAGACAAGGAUACUUGCAAUUGCAGUCUAUCUUACGCUUUGAUUACUUGCGACAGUGAAGACACAAAUGGAAAAAUUGUUGCUCAUGAAAUGUGUAAUCGGUUUUAUUCUUGCUCUAAUUAUCAACCGAUUGAAUUACUAUGUCCUAAAGGACUACUUUUUAAUGCAGAAAAACUAAUUUGUGACUGGCCAAGCAAUGUUGACUGUGGAGAAAGGAUUUAA
Danaus chrysippus (African queen) is the source of this 3432-nucleotide messenger RNA. The record is from the annotation of a GenBank genome assembly. Lineage: Eukaryota; Metazoa; Arthropoda; Insecta; Lepidoptera; Nymphalidae.